UGUGUGUGUGUGUGUUUGAACGUGUGGCCCCUCCUCCGCCCCUUCGCUGCUUUUCGCCGCUGAGCCCAGAGCGCAGCAGCUCGGAGAGCGCAGCAGCCUGUGCACCGCUUUGACUUCGCGAGCGCGGAACUUGCGAAGGGGUUCUCAGUUUCAGCGGAGGGACUACUUUGUCUCUUCUUAUCUCCGUGUAGAUGACACAGGAGUGGAGGUUUUGGAGCUGCCGAUGAGCGCGUUUGAGGUGAAGAGAGGAUCUUCCUGCUGGUGAAGAGAGGGGGGAACUAGUCUGUGGCAGCCAGGCGGAUAACAAAAUGAAAUUCCUGAUCUGUGUGCUGACUGUCUCCUGCGUGCUGAGAUCUACGCACGGAGGUGGAAAGUCUGAUGAACCGUGCGCAGGCCUGGACUGCAGCAGAGGGUGCAAGUGCUUCCCAGAGAAAGGCAGCAGGGGUCGUCCUGGGCAGAUGGGUGAGAUCGGACGACCCGGACCAGAUGGGCCGCGCGGGGGCUUAGGGCCUAGAGGGCCUAAAGGAGAGAAGGGCCAUAUUGGACUUAAAGGACCAUCUGGGGACAAAGGAGACAAAGGACCAAUGGGAGUGCCCGGAUUUCGAGGAACUGAUGGAGUGCCUGGUCACCCGGGUCAGCAGGGCAGCAGGGGCCCACCAGGGAAGGACGGCUGUAACGGAACCACGGGGGACCCGGGUCUGCCCGGCUACGGCACGGGCGCGCCGGGAUUUCCUGGGUUUCAAGGGCCAACGGGGCCAAAAGGUCAGAAAGGAGACCCCACCUACAGCUCAGACAACACGGAGGGGGAACCAGGUGAACUAGGACCCAGGGGCCCAUCUGGUCCCAGAGGUCCGACCGGCCCGCCGGGUUCCCAAGGUCCAAGAGGAAUUGACGGAUUCCCCGGAUUCGCCGGCCCUCCGGGGCCCCAAGGGCUAGAGGGCAGCCGCGGCGACAUUUAUCGAGGAGGGAAAGGAGACAAGGGCGACGUGGGCUUGCCCGGCGAGCCUGGCCAGCCGUUGAUCAAUGUCAUUGUGGAGUUUGUGGGUUUUCCCAAAGGAGACAAAGGACUGCAGGGUGAUCCCGGCCCAAAGGGAAUAAAAGGAUACCCUGGAUUACCUGGACCACGUGGACCUUUUGGUUAUAGAGGUGAAGACGGGGAACAGGGCAUUCUCGGAUACCCAGGACCAAGAGGUCCUACGGGUUUUAUCGGACCGCCUGGCCCUUCUGGACUGCAAGGAAUGCCGGGGCAACAAGGUUUCCCGGGACAACCAGGAUUCCUGGGACCCAAGGGAGACCAAGGUGACACCGGACUCCCAGGACCUCCAAGUUACUCCAAUGAUAUUGGAUCUUUUGUUCAAGGACCCUCAGGUGACCCAGGUUUUCCUGGCCGUCCGGGUGUCACCGGUGAUCAGGGACCUUCAGGAAUCACCGGGCCUCCAGGACCGCCAGGCUCUUUCCGCAUUGGUCGUCCAGGACCUCCGGGUUUUCCUGGUGGCACCGGGCCAAAAGGAGACAAGGGUAACCCGGGCGAACCAAUUUACAGCUUUGAGGGUUCCCAAGGUCCCCCUGGACCUGAUGGUCCUCCUGGUCGUCCUGGUCCUCCUGGUCUCCCGGGUCCUCCAGGUCCUCAAGACAACUCAGGCCGGCCCAGGGACCCCUGUGAUAGGUAUCCUCCUGACAGGCCCACAGAUACCACCGAAAGAGGCCGCCCUGGACUCCCAGGGCCGCCUGGCCAAACGGGAUAUCCAGGAAACUCAGGAGUUAAAGGCUUUAGAGGUGACCUCGGUGACUGUAACUGUGGAGGAGGAGGAGGAAGAGGAAGAGUAGGUCUGCCUGGGUUACCUGGACCUCAAGGACCCAGAGGCAACUUUGGCUUGCAAGGGCCUAAAGGUGAGCCCGGUAACCGGGGUUCUCCUGGUUUCAACGGCGGUCCAGGGGCGCCUGGUCGUGUGGGUGAGAGGGGAUUAAUUGGGCGUAAAGGACAGAAGGGGGAAUCCCCCUUCUUCCCCAGUUUCGGGGUGAAGGGAGACCGAGGGGCAUCUGGACCCAGAGGACCUACAGGUGAAACAGGAAACCCCGGCAGAGACGGUCUGUCUGGCUUCCCUGGACCCCCAGGACCCCCGGGUGUUGGUGGUGUUGGCACAAUCGGUGAGAAGGGUUUCCCAGGAUUUUCUGGAGCCAAAGGUCGCUAUGGUGCCCCUGGCGAUCCUGGAUUCGGCUACCCCGGCAUACCGGGCUCUCGAGGUGAAAAAGGAGAGCCUGGGUUCCCUGGGUUUCCUGGACAGCCAGGUUCACCAGGCCUGAAAGGUGACAACCGCUGUGGAGGGGUUAUUGACGCCGGAGAGGGAACGGGCGAUAGUCAACCUUGCGUCACAUAUGGUGAACCUGGAGAAAAAGGUUAUCCUGGCAGUUCUGGACGACCAGGCCCCCAAGGUCCGCCCGGCUUCCCGGGAUCCUUUGGAAGGCGAGGGUCUGUUGGCCCCAAGGGAGAGAAGGGAGAUCCUGGUUUUGGAGGCCAACCAGGACCACAAGGUUUCCCUGGACCCAGAGGAGAUCCCGGAGUUCCAGGUACUCCGGGAGUUGACUACGAUGGGCCCAAGGGGAAAGACGGCCUUCCAGGACUUCCUGGACCCAAAGGCCAGCCUGGAGAAGUCCUGGGAGCAAGACCUGGAGAUCCAGGAGUGGCUGGCAUACCUGGUGCAAACGGAGACAAGGGCCAGCCAGGGAGUCCAGGAACACCCGGAUCACCCGGCUUCGAUGGACGGCCUGGUGUUUCCGGUCUGAAGGGAGAGCGUGGAGUGGAUGGCCGGCCGGGUAUUCCGGGUCUUCCCGGACUUCCAGGUGGCUCAACCAAUCCCCUCCCCGGUCCACCCGGAUUUCCCGGCAGCAAAGGACUCAUCGGACCACUAGGCUGCCCAGGUAAUCCCGGUCGAAAAGGUGAGCCAGGAGAUCGAGGAUUCCCGGGCCCCGCUGGAAUGAAAGGAACCCCGGGAUUCCCUGGUGAAAACGGAGGAACAGGUCCGAGGGGACCCCCUGGACUGCCAGGCCCGGGAACCAUUCCUGGAAGACCCGGAACGCCGGGAAGAAAGGGUGAAAGAGGAUUCUCGGGACUGACGGGUUUCCCCGGACGACCGGGUCGUCCCGGAAAUCCAGGAUUUCCCGGUGAGAAAGGGUUUCCCGGAGACCGUGGGAGAGAUGGGUUUCCCGGCGGUCCUGGACGGUUUGGACUGAAAGGUGACGGAGGAAACCCAGGCCGCCCUGGUCUUCCAGGCUCCGCUCCUAUUUUGCAGAAAGGCCCAGCAGGGGGCGUCGGAGCCCCCGGCUAUCAGGGCUUUCCUGGACCUAGAGGUGACAAGGGUCUCCCUGGCCUGCCUGGUCGUCCGGGUUCUCCGGGACGUCCCGGUUUCCCUGUGGACAGCAAAGGCCAGGCCGGACAGCCGGGUUUCCCCGGGCGGCCCGGCCAGCCGGGCUUCCCUGGAACAAAGGGGGAAGGAGGAAUCAUGGGAUUCCCGGGCGUGACGGGAGAGAGGGGUGAAGACGGGUCGCCGGGAUUCCCUGGAAGUCCUGGAGGAUUCGGUCGACCCGGAGCAAAAGGUCCACCUGGAGAGACGUUUGCCUAUCCUGGAGCACCGGGAGUGAAAGGCCAGCCUGGUGAUUCGGGUUUUCCGGGCCCUCGAGGCAUCGACGGUUCCCUUGGCGACAGCGGCUUUCCAGGACGCCGAGGUUCCGAUGGACAAAAGGGCAGUCCCGGUGUAACGGGGCGUCCCGGAACGAUGGGUCCACCUGGGUUCCAGGGGCCGCGGGGUCAGCCCGGAUUCCCUGGGAGACAAGGACCAGACGGGUCCCCGGGACUGCCCGGAGGUCCAGGUGGCCUCGGUUUUAAAGGUUUGUCUGGAGCGCCGGGGCUGGACGGGCUCAAUGGCCUCGCCGGUCCAAAAGGCCCUCCUGGAAUCCCAGGUAUGACGAUAGGGGGUAACCCAGGCCUCCGCGGUGCGCCGGGACAGAAAGGAGAGAGAGGCGUUUCCUUCCCUGGACAACCAGGCUUCCCUGGAUCAAAAGGACUGAGAGGAGAUUCGGGAACUGUUGGAGCUCCAGGGUUCCCUGGAUUACCCGGACCUCCUGGUCCGAGUACUUCAUCAAACUUCCCGGGGCCUGUGGGAGACCCCGGACUUCCUGGAUUGGAUGGAGAAUACGGUUUCCAGGGCCCUCCCGGUCCUCCUGGGCCACCGGGUCCGGGCACAGCACAGGGAGACACAGGAGACCCAGGGCUCCCAGGAUUCCCUGGAAUCCCCGGCCUGAAGGGAGAAGCAGGAAAUCCCGGAGGCCCCGGAUACCCCGGCUUCUCUGGCUUAAAAGGAGCUCCGGGUGACAACGGACUAAGCGGUGCUCCGGGUCUGAAAGGACUGCCCGGCGAGCCCGGAUUCUACGGAUUCAAAGGGCGUCCAGGAUCACCGGGGCGACCUGGGCGUAAGGGUCCUCCCGCAUUCUCAGUGCCGUACGUACCGGUAUCUGGACCUCCUGGAGAAGUUGGUAACCCCGGCUACACCGGACGACCCGGUGGUCCCGGAGAGCCCGGCCAGCCUGGUCUCAACGGACGUCCAGGUGUGAAGGGCCGUCCCGGCGCUGCGGGUGAGCUCGGCAGGACCGGACCGCCCGGUUUUCCUGGGCCGGUUGGGGAUCCGGGCUUCCCUGGUUCCCAAGGGAUCACUGGAGAUCAAGGUUUUCCCGGAGCCAUCGGUCGUCCCGGUAUUCCCGGCGGCGUCGGCCGCAGCAUCGGCGUCGGCUACACUCUGGUGAAGCACAGCCAGACCACCGAUGUUCCCAUGUGUCCCCAAGGCAUGGCCCAACUGUGGGAAGGAUACAGCCUGCUGUACGUGGAGGGACAGGAGAAGGCACACAACCAAGACCUUGGUCAGCCGGGUUCGUGCCUCCCCAGGUUCAACACCAUCCCCUUCCUCUACUGCAACCCAUCUGAGACCUGCUACUACGCGAGCCGCAACGACAAAUCCUUCUGGCUCUCCACGGCCGCGCCCAUUCCCAUGAUGCCUGUGGCCGAGGAGCAGAUCCGGCCUUACAUCAGCAGGUGUUCAGUGUGCGAGGCUCCGUCUCAGGCGGUGUCGGUUCACAGUCAGGACCUAACCAUCCCUAACUGCCCACCCGGCUGGAGGAGUCUUUGGAUCGGAUAUUCCUUCCUCAUGCACACAGCAGCCGGCGCUGAGGGUGGCGGUCAGUCCCUGAUGUCUCCCGGCUCUUGCCUGGAAGACUUCCGAUCUACCCCCUUCAUCGAGUGCAACGGCGCCAGGGGCACCUGCCACUACUUCGCCAGCAAGUACAGCUUCUGGCUCACCACAGUCGACCCCCGGCUGGAGUUCGGCGCGCCGACACAGCAGGAGACCCUGAAGGGCGGACAGGAACGCUUCAGGGUCAGCCGCUGCCAAGUCUGCAGCAAGAUCUUGUAGCUGUCGAACAGAGCAGCGAGGGGGAAAAAAUGCCAGGACUAGCACUUGAUGGUGAACAAGAACAUGCGACUAUCUUGAAAGGAAGAAGCCGUCUUUUCCAUUUUAUCCCCUUUAGGAGCCGCAGGCUCAUCGACGAAAGACGCUGGAGGGUGGAUGUGGAUAGAGAAGAGCCGCGGAGGGAUUUCUUUCCUCUGGAUUUACACUGACAAUGGUGCUAUUGUUGAUGUUUGUGUUUAUUUUGUGUCUGAAUUCACGGUAGUUGGUUAGAAUCAUUCUCUGCUACCUCGAACAGAGCCACCUCUUUAUCUAGCUAUGCACACACUCACGGAGGAACGAACCCUUCACACGUCUCCGCUCAGACGCAUGCCGUUGCUGUAAUUCAUAGGUGAAUAGUGAAUAGUUUACACUCUCCACUGAACUGUCGGUUUGUGCCCCAUUCAUGGCUAUCAGGAAGACGUGACCCACAAAAACAUGCUUGUGAGUUAGCAUGUGCUGCAAUACACAGCUAAAAUGUUAGCUAGCGAGAUUUGUUUGAGGGUGCAGAUAUUUAAUAUUAGAAGAUUUCAGGCUUAUUUUUAUAUUAAUUCAUGUUCAACCAAGUUUUUUUUUUCACUUUGUAAAACUUUAAACGUUUAGUUUUUGUUUAAUUUGAUUUGCAAUAUGACAAAAAAUGUCAAAAUUGGUCAUUUUUAAGGCUGGAUGCCCUAAAUAGAAGAUCUACAUUUAACUGUUGUCACCGUCGGAUCUUCAAAUUAGGUGUAAUUUCUGCGUAAGGUAAAUUUUAUAGAACUCCAACUAAUGCACUGUGCAGUGGAGAACUCACUAAUGCACUGAAAAAUCACAUGCUAACAUGCUACUAUGUUGCCUUGCUAACAUGGUAAAGCAUGUUAGCUAAAGCCAUCUGAACAAAGCCACAUGAACAAGACAAUAUCACGAUCUUUACAGACCAAAUAAAGAAUUGAGCAUUGAGAAUUCAUGGGAAAUCUUCAUGCUCGUCUUUAGUGAUAUCUAAAAAUGAUGUAGGAAUAUGUAUUGCAUUAUAAUUUUAUAAAAUGUGUAAAAUCCAGACUGAAAUUUGAUCAAAAUUUCCCUUGACAGUAUAGGUUCUAAGUUAAUUUCUUCCCUUCCCUUUUUGUACAGAGAAACAAUCAAUUGCAUAUCAGUUUCUUUUUGUAUGUACUUAAGUAUACUCAUGAAUUUUAAUAUAAAUAAUCAAAAAAUGAAUAAUUCAAAUAUUCUGUGUAAUUUAAUUAUGUUUUCUGAGGUCUUAAUAUUUCACCCUAUUUCCAUUUGUUUAGGUUUCUAUUCCCAUCUGAACCAGCUGACCUACUUAUGAAAUAUGAGAUCUGGACUCCUGAUCAAACCAAAGUAUCUCUAAGUGAAUCCUGCUGGAGGGUUCUUUUAUUAGCCAUUUUGUAAUCAAAACAAUUUGUAAUUACUAAGGAACAAAAUACAGAAUAUAUCAAUUAGUCCACAUAACAUUUUUUAACAGAUCACAAUCAUUUUUUGGUGUCAACUUGUGUUGAGCACCGUCGUUAUUUAACAGACAAGCUGAAUUAUUUGAGAUCGCUGUGUUCAAAAUGAUGAAUAGUGACAGGAAUAGUCUUAAAGAAACACCAUUAUUUGUGAGUUAUUUUCUUAAUUGAAACAAAAGCAAAUCGGCACUUUUUCCCUCUAAGUGACACAAACGGAGAGUCCGCAAGAGUUUUAGAUCAGAACAAACAACUGAGGGUGCACUGAUGUGAAUUCAGACGGGUCACAAGCCGAGCAAAGUGGGUCAAUCUCAGCUUGUCAUUGUAUUGUGACCAAAUUGUUACUUUUAUUGAGCGUCUUUGGUGUUAAGUUUUUUUUUGACAAACGCAACAAACGCAAUGCUGCUCUUUGUCUUCCAGCAGCAUUUCCAGAAACAAAAAGGUUUUAAACUCUUAUUAGCGCUUUUGUUGUUUUCUUUGCUUUCAUGCUGUUUUUUCAUAUAAAAAAAGAGAAAUUGUCAAAUGUUCUGGUCACGUAACCACUAUGACCACUGCAUGUAGAAUGUGUCUCGUCUGGUAGCACUGACAUUUCACCUUUAUUCUGCGCUUUUCAUCAGCAUUUGCUAUUUUUGUCAUCUAGAUUGUAAUUAUUUUGUACUUGUGUCAUAACACAACCCUCUGGUGUUAUUUACCAACUAUGGAGGCGAUGAGAAUAUGAUGUUCUGUACAUUAAAGUUUAUGGAGAAAUGCUUAUAGGAGUUUUUUUGUUUGUUGUAAUCACUGACUAUUAAACAGUUGUUUGACCCAAA
Molecule: messenger RNA, 7740 nt
Organism: Xiphophorus hellerii (green swordtail)
Lineage: Eukaryota; Metazoa; Chordata; Actinopteri; Cyprinodontiformes; Poeciliidae
Gene: col4a6
Product: collagen, type IV, alpha 6
Exons: 50
Coding region: 309-5459 (1716 amino acids)
Biological process (GO): extracellular matrix organization
Cellular component (GO): collagen trimer
Molecular function (GO): extracellular matrix structural constituent conferring tensile strength
Source: RefSeq, a predicted model, not a curated record